AUGUACAACAACACACGGGGGAGCUACUCCGACGACACCCAGACGUACUAUGACGGGUUCCGGCACGACGACGGCAAAAACGACCCUCAGGCGGGAUCCAUUUCGACCCACAUACCACACAACCCCCACAAUGACAUGCCCAGCUCCAUCGCCAUUCCAGAAGCCAACCCUGACUCACACUACACCAACCACAACUCCACCCACAAUCAGCAUCACCAUUCCGAGUACUCGGCAUACUCUGCGCCGGGCCCAGAUCAUAUGAUGGGCUCCUACAUCACGCAGCUAGGGACUCCGCAUCUGGUAAGCUCCCUGUUUCUGUCACCUCCCACGGAAGAGUCCACCAUUUCCACCCCGGGCACGGCGGUGGUGACGGCCCCGCGUCAUUCGGUGGAGAUGAAUCUGCGCGUCAACAACGGCGCAGGGCCCACUCCUCCGUUUCUGCCCGACUAUCCGUUCUACACCCACGACUUUCGAUAUGGCAGACACAAGGACGGUGCAGAACCACAUCCUCCUCAGCAAAAGACCCAAGCCCAGGGUCAGACAAAAACACAACAUACUCGAGGUCAGUCUCAGCCCCAGCCCCAGACUCAGACUCAGACGCAGACUCAAACACAAACACAAACACAAAUCCCCAAGCAGACAAGUUCGCCAGUAAUCUCAAAAGUAUCGCCACCUCGAGUCUCGCCCGUGGCUCAGAAGGCCGGGCUCAAUGUCUCGCCUACUCUGUCGUCCGGCAGCCCCUCGCAGCUGUCUCCGUCCCCCGAAGAGAUGGCGUAUUCAUCGUCCUUCAGCGCGAAAUCGGAAAACCCCAAGCGGGUCUACAAAAAAAAGACGCUCACGGCCCAACAGAAACUCGUGCAUAACCAGAUUGAACGCAAGUACAGGUCCGCCAUUAAUUUGGGACUUCUACGUCUCAAGUCGCUGGUCCCCUGGUACCAACUGGUUGAGGGAGAAGAUCAAGAGGUGGCCAUCAAGAGAGAGGAGGAAUGGACGGAAGGCGGGGCGGGGCCUUCGGGCUCUGGGGCCAACCAGAUGUCUAAUUCAGGGCUCCAUCCAUCCCAGGAUCCCUCAGGAUGCCCCUAUUCUCUCGACGAACUGGCCACACUGUCCUCAAAGGCUGGCAUUCUGCAGGUUUCAGCUGAGUACGUGCAGUACCUCCAGUCCGAGGUAGCCAGGUUGAAGGGGGCUACGCUGUGA
Molecule: messenger RNA, 1197 nt
Organism: Yarrowia lipolytica CLIB122
Lineage: Eukaryota; Fungi; Ascomycota; Dipodascomycetes; Dipodascales
Molecular function (GO): protein dimerization activity
Source: RefSeq, a predicted model, not a curated record